UCGUCCUCCGGAAAAGAUUACACGACACGAAAAUUCGCAAUGAGCACCCCCAUGGAAAUCGAUCAACCUUCUGGCUCGAAGGCUAGUGGGAAGGCUAAAGAUACUGGAAAGAAACGGUUUGAGGUGAAAAAGGUAAGGACACUCGAUCAGGGGAAAAUGUUACUUUCACGCGUUAUACGUGCGUUGGAAAAAAUAGCACCUUUAUCGCUCGCCGAGAGUUCGUGGGAUAAUGUAGGCCUACUCGUAGAACCACCGUACCCCCAAAUUUCUGCUUCUCGCAUUUUCCUUACUGUAGACUUAACACCAACCGUGUUGGAAGAAGCUCUUUCGGACGAAAAAGUUGGGGUAAUUGUGGCGUAUCAUCCCCCAAUAUUUCGACCGUUUAAGAGGUUAAACAUGAGUGACGUUAAGCAAGCUAUCACAAUGAAGUGUGUCGCUCGAGGAAUCGGGGUGUUUAGUCCGCAUACUGCCGUUGAUUCGGCCGAGAAUGGAGUGAAUGAUUGGCUUGCCAGAGGCCUCGGAUCCGGCUUUUCUCGAACAAUAGUACCGGCGGAGAAUCCACCUCCAGGGCAAGAAAGAGCUGGCAUGGGUCGAAUAUUUACUUUUCAUCAGGCUGUUCCAUUGUCAACCGUGAUCGACCGCGUAAAGAGGCAUUUGAAACUUCCUUAUGUCAGAGUUGCUACAGCCGAGAAACACAAAUCAACCUCGGAUGAAUUAAUCUCAACGGUUGGAAUUUGUGCUGGUGCAGGCUCGUCUGUACUUAAGUCUGCCGAGGUUGAUCUUUAUUUUACGGGGGAAAUGUCACAUCAUGAUGUGCUUGCUGCGCUGGCCAAAGAUACCAGUGUCAUCUUGUGCGAGCAUUCGAAUACGGAAAGGGGAUAUUUAUCCGAGGUAUUGAAACCAUUGAUUGAAAAAGAAUUGAAGAAUGAUGGUACAAAUGAGGUGUUUGAGGUAAUGGUAAUUGACAUAUCCUCGGCGUUUGACGCCGACUUUAGAAUCGAUAAAUCGCUUAUGGGAUACUUAUUCGCGAAUUGCAAAAAUCUUGUUGAAAUCGCCUUGGAAUAUCACAAGGAAUCUUUACUUGAUGAGCCAUUUUUAACAUUAGAAGAGCUACAUCUUUACGUUGAUGAUAAUGAAGACAAUGUCACCGCUCAACAACAUCAAUCCAACAAGAUUCUUGCGCCAAUUCGUAGACUAACAAUGAAACUUUACAAUGUGUCGCCGGAACCUCUAAUCUCCCUACUCUCCUCACGUUUCACCACCUUACAAGAAAUCUCAUUGCACGUAAUCUUUGAACUGACGCCCAUACCCAUGGAGAAUCUAAGAAAAUUGGUGAAAAACAACACGGAAUUUAAAAAAUUAAUGUUGUACACGAUUCAGGGUAAGCGAACGUUUGUCGGUAAAGUGCUGGAGGAGUUUAAAAAUGGUGGUGAAUUGCCGGAGUUAGAAUGCUGGUGGAUUCCGGAUUUGGUUUGA
Molecule: messenger RNA, 1476 nt
Organism: Acaulospora colombiana
Lineage: Eukaryota; Fungi; Glomeromycota; Glomeromycetes; Diversisporales; Acaulosporaceae
Source: the annotation of a GenBank genome assembly